AACAAGGUCUUCAUAUUUAACCAUUAAAAGAAAUAUAUUUUUUAAAAUGUGUGAAAAAUUAAAUAAAUUAUUUAAUACAUCUGUUAAAAAUAGGAUAGCUCAUUAAUACUCUCUGGGAGUAAAAUACAAUGUUCAUUUUUAAACUUUUGAAGAAGAAACGCAUUUAUGUGAAAAAAAAAAAAAAAAAAAAAGGGAAGAAGAAACGCAUUUUGUUUCAUAAACAACCUUCGCCUAGACAAAAUUUGUUCAGCUUCCAUCUAAAAUUCAAAAUUUCCACACAAAGCGGGAAGAAGAAAAAGAGGCCCACAACUCUCACUCUAACACUAAACCCUUGCCUCGAUUCCCUAGCCCAAGCAAUUCUCUUUGUGGCAGAAACUCACUGCACCGAGAAAUGGCGGAGAAGAACAAACCACCACUUAGUCUGAACCAGCGCCACAAUCGCUUCCUUCAAGACCUCUCCGCUUCUCAAUCUCGUCCCCAUUCCAAACCCUCAUCUUCAAUCCGUCCCCUUGUAGAUUCUGAGAAAGAUAUGCAAUCCAAGUUCAAUCUGGAUAACUACGACGAUGACGACGUUCCCGGAUUUUCCGGAAUCGCUGAUUUUGAUUCUCCUUCUCCUGGUGAGAUAAAGCCGUCGAAAGUUGAGUUUGAAAACACUAAGUUACUGCCAAGGGACGAUGAUGGCGAUUUUGUGAACAGACCGAUGCUUCACGAAUCAAACUUCUCUAGUAUAGUUGCUGAUUACGAUUCUCAUCCUUCUGAACAAAGCUCAUCGGAGGUUGAAGUCGAAGGUAAAUUGCUGUCCUGUGGUCAUGGUGAUGGUGAUAGUGAAGCUUUCCUUGAUGAAAUGGCGAGUUCUGGAGAUAAGCAAUUGAAAGUCAAGAUCAAAGGUAGACGUCGCCUAUGCAAAAUUUCAUUAAAAGAUGAAAAUAUUGAUAUUAAGGGCAACAAGAAAACUGCAAAUGAUGACACACAAAAUGAUGACACACAAUUUUGUGAUUUUGAUUCACCGUCUCCGUCAAGAAAUGUUAUUGAGAGUGAUAAUGGUGAUAGGAAUGAAAUUAGGGAUAUUCUAGAUGAUUUGAAUUCUAAGUUUGACUUUCUCUCGAUUGAGAAGAAAAGAGUCCCCAAACUGGUUGAUUUGGAAGGUGAUUCGUCAUCUGUAGUUAUGAAUGGAGUUUCUCAUCAACCAAGUAAAGAAGAUUUGCCUGAAUAUGAAAGUGAUACUUCUUCAUUUUCGCUCACAUCUGAUUCCUCUUCGAGUUCGACUGAUCAGUCAAGGGUUGGAGGUGGAGUUGGAACCAGGGUGGUUGAAUGUGUGGAGGAAAAAAAUUUGCAAAUCAAGUUUGAGGGUGAAAAUUUUGUUGGUAGCCUGAGCAGAAUUAAGAACGCUGGUAAAGGACAGAAGAAGAUUGAAAUUAAAAGGGUGGGUGAGAAAUCUGUAUCCACGGCCCAACCUACUUCUAGGUUUGAAAUACAAGCAGAUGAAGAAGAUGAUGAUUGUGUAGUUUUGAGUGGCAAAAAUGAGGUUAAAGAAGUCAAGAGGCGACAUAGUAUGUUCCAAGAUAAAUUUGAUGUUUCUGAUGAGGUGAAUGUAUUGGAUGAUUAUACAGAUGAAUCAGUUUCUGGCGUUGAGAACCCCAUUAUUUUGAGAGGUCCAACAUCUUCAUACAGGUUACCUGGUAAGAUUGCAAAAAUGCUGUACCCUCAUCAACGAGAUGGGAUGAAGUGGCUCUGGUCUCUUCAUUGUCAGGGGAAGGGUGGCAUCUUGGGUGAUGAUAUGGGUCUAGGAAAAACGAUGCAGAUUUGUGGCUUUUUAGCUGGACUUUUUCACUCUCAUUUGACAAAGAGGGUACUGGUUGUUGCCCCCAAGACGCUACUACCUCAUUGGAUUAAAGAACUGUCAGCUGUGGGGCUCUCUGAGAAGACAAGAGAAUAUUUUGGAACUUGUGCAAAAGCACGGCAAUAUGAGCUCCAAUAUAUACUUCAGGACAAAGGUGUUCUUCUCACAACUUACGAUAUUGUGCGUAACAAUGCAAAAUCUUUACGUGGGGACAAUAGUUUUCAUGACAAGAGGAGUGAGGAUGAACUCACAUGGGAUUAUAUGAUACUUGAUGAGGGACAUCUCAUAAAGAAUCCUAGCACACAAAGGGCCAAAAGUUUGCUUGAGAUUCCUUGUGGUUAUCGUAUUAUUAUUAGUGGCACGCCAAUACAAAACAAUCUGAAGGAAUUGUGGGCCCUUUUCAACUUCUGUUGUCCUGAUCUACUGGGUGACAAGAACUGGUUCAAGGAAAGAUACGAGAAUCCUAUUCUUCGUGGAAAUGACAAAAAUGCUUCUGAUAGAGAAAAACGUAUUGGUUCAACUGUUGCAAAGGAGUUAAGAGAACGUAUUCAACCUUAUUUUUUGCGUCGGUUGAAAAGUGAGGUAUUUCGCGAAGACGAUUCUACAAACACUGCCAAACUUUCCAAAAAGAAUGAGGUUAUUGUAUGGCUAAGAUUGACUAGUUGCCAGCGACAACUCUAUGAAGCAUUUUUGAAAAGUGAGCUGGUUCUUUCAGCAUUUGAUGGCUCACCAUUGGCUGCACUCACGAUUUUGAAAAAGAUAUGUGAUCAUCCACUUCUCUUAACGAAAAGAGCCGCUGAAGAUGUACUUGAAGGGAUGGACUCAAUGCUAAACCAGGAAGACCAUGGUGUGGCAGAAAAAUUGGCAAUGCACAUUGCUGAUGUCACUGAAAAAUACAACUUUGAAGAAAAGCAUGAUUAUGUCUCAUGCAAGCUAUCUUUUAUACUAUCUUUAUUGGAUAACUUGAUUCCGGAGGGGCAUACUGUUCUUAUCUUUUCUCAGACACGCAAGAUGCUUAAUCUUAUUCAGGAUUCAUUGGUAUCUAAUGGUUAUCAGUUCUUACGCAUUGAUGGUACCACUAAAGCAAGUGAUAGAGUAAAAAUUGUUAAUGAUUUCCAAGAGGGGAUUGGUGCUCCUAUCUUUCUCUUGACAUCUCAAGUUGGUGGUUUGGGCCUUACACUUACAAAAGCAGACCGUGUGAUAGUGGUUGAUCCAGCAUGGAAUCCAAGUACUGAUAACCAAAGUGUUGAUCGUGCAUACCGAAUUGGGCAAACGAAGGAUGUCAUUGUGUACAGAUUGAUGACUUGUGGCACAAUUGAAGAAAAAAUAUACAGAAAGCAGAUAUUUAAGGGGGGUUUGUUUAAAAGCGCAACUGAACACAAAGAACAAACGCGGUACUUCAGUCACCAGGAUCUUCAGGAACUUUUCAGUCUCCCCAAACAGGGGUUUGACGUUUCUCCUACUCAGCGGCAGUUGCAUGAAGAGCAUGGUCACCAACACUCAAUGGAAGUAUCUCUGAAAGCCCACAUAGAGUUCCUUGAAACUCUGGGUAUAGCAGGAGUUAGCCACCACAGUUUGCUCUUCUCGAAGACAGCAACUGUCCCCGCUGUAGAGGAAGAGGAGGAACUAAAAAGGGUAAAAGCAACUACAAUUUUCAGGAACUCAACUGCAUCCUCUUCACUUGAACAUAAAGUUGACGGGGCUGAGUUCGCAUUCAAUCCCAAGGAUGUGAAAUUUUACAACAAAAAUUCUUCCCUGGACAAAGGAGUUAAACCGACUGAAUCUGACAUCAAAGAGAGAAUCAUGCGGCUAUCUCAUAUUUACGCAAAUAAGGUUACGAUGGCAAAACUACCAGACAAAGGAGAGAAAAUCCGAAGGCAAAUUGUUGAACUAAAUUUGGAGCUUGAGAAGAUUCGGACGGCAAACAGAACUGACAAUGUCAUUCAUUUGGAUGAUCUAGCUGGAGAUCUUCAGAGCAAGUUGAAGGUACAAGUGUUGGACUAGAACUGCUGUAAAAAAAUAAAGUGGGUUUGUUUCUCAGGUAAAAUGAAAUCGGUCAUGUAAAAUAUUAUCAUUGUUUUGUAUCCUGCUCUUAAAAAUCAACGUGCAGUAUUUUAUUUUGGCAUCACACAAGCUGAUGAUGAUAAAAUUACCCAAUUUACUUAUUGUCC
Messenger RNA from Cornus florida, 4011 nucleotides. Its product is annotated as protein CHROMATIN REMODELING 24. The record is from RefSeq and is a predicted model, not a curated record. Gene Ontology annotation, molecular function: ATP binding; DNA translocase activity; ATP-dependent chromatin remodeler activity. Bases 392 to 3844 code for a protein of 1150 amino acids. Lineage: Eukaryota; Viridiplantae; Streptophyta; Magnoliopsida; Cornales; Cornaceae. The transcript is spliced from 24 exons.